Saxophila tyrrhenica is the source of this 1581-nucleotide messenger RNA. RefSeq lists its product as uncharacterized. The coding region runs from base 1 to 1581 and encodes 526 amino acids. The transcript has 2 exons. Gene Ontology annotation, biological process: protein phosphorylation. The record is from RefSeq and is a predicted model, not a curated record. Lineage: Eukaryota; Fungi; Ascomycota; Dothideomycetes; Mycosphaerellales; Extremaceae. Gene Ontology annotation, molecular function: ATP binding; protein kinase activity.
AUGCCAGCCGACUAUGAGCACCUCAGGACGAGGUUGCGCAUCGAGCAGAGCAGGUGUCUGCAUUGGGGCCAAAAUGUUGGCUUGGCAGAGGAUCUGCUUGAUGAGACGAACCAACUUCUCCGUCUGAAUCAUAACUUGGUGUUGGAUGUACUGCACGAGAUACAAAGGUCAUUUCGUUCAUGCCUGGAGAUCACCACCAGGUAUGAUCCAAACCCUCUGCAAAAGAUCAUCUCAUUUUGGAAGCGCAGCGGUCGAGUGGUAGGGAGGGUUGAGUGGGCAAUGCUGAAGAAAGGCUCAUUCGAAGACCUGGUGACGACGUUGAUUAGUUAUAAUGACCGCAUAGAGUCAUUGUUGGAUCGCAAGUCACUGGACGACGUCCGUACAAUGCAGGUGCGGUCGAACCUUAUGCUGCUGCAGGUCACUGACAAGAUCGAUGCGCUGCACACGCUUGUUGAUGCGAUCAGAGUCGGACGAGAAGAACCUGGGAACGCUACCGACGACCUUUCGCGCGCAUCGACGCUCGUAGAACCGGAAGAAACAGGGAAGGCGGCACUCAUAUCUCUGGCGGAGUUCAAGAUGCACCGGCUCAGGAUGGAGCUGCUUUUGCCCACCGCAGAAUCUCAGCUCAUCCCGAUUGACUCGGUUACUUUGAAAGGACCACCGUCACUAACAGGUCGCCAAAGAGGCAUGCUGAGCUCGAAGCCUGUUUGGCUAGAGUGGCGGGAAAGUGCUGACGAAUUCAUGACCAACAGCAAUCGUGCACGGCAGGUCGACGCUCGCGUGCAGCAGCUGGCUGCGGUCCUGGGCACUCGGAGCAAGCCUGCCAUUUUCCGGACGCUGGAUUGUAACGGAUAUACAAGGGUCGUGAAAGACGGUCGGACCCGAUAUGCACUGGUUCACACCUUGCCCAAGGAGAGACCAUCGGCAGGGAAGGUGCGCCUGAUAUCUCUCCGUGAGCUCAUCGAAGACGGCAGGGUGCCAUCCUUGAGCGAUCGUGUAGAACUGGCAUCGGCUCUUGCAGCUUCUUUGCUGUAUCUUCAUGUCAUGGACUGGGUGCACAAAGAUGUCCGUAGCGACAAUGUCCUCUUCACGAGACCCACCGACGGGACCCUGAUGCUGACGAAACCAAUUGUGGCGGGCUUUGAAUUCUCGCGACCCUCAGUGCCUGACGAGCCUACCGUGACGCAUGUGUAUACGCUGAAGCAGGCUUUGUAUCGUCAUCCGGAUCUUCUGUCUCAGGCGGUCGAUCGGUCGACGAAGUCUCACGAUAUAUACAGCUUGGGCCUGGUGAUGGCUGAGAUCGCUUUGUGGCGACCAAUCGAAGAGAUUGUCGAUAUUGAAGUCCGCCGGACGAAAGCGAUGCAAGUGCAAGGCCUGGUGUUAAACGAAGACAUUCUCACGAGAAUCACGAGCCGCGUCGGGCGGAAGUUCUGUGGUGCCAUGCAACGAUGCGUAGACGGCUCUCUCGUGGCGCGUGUUGUCGAUGAAGCUGGCGACGAGGAGUCGCCUGCGGUGGCAGCGGAGAUAGUACGACUGUUUCACGAGGGGGUGGUGACAGAGCUGAGGUCCAUCAAGAUGUAG